Messenger RNA from Theileria equi strain WA, 483 nucleotides. Its product is annotated as ubiquitin-conjugating enzyme family member protein. Gene Ontology annotation, molecular function: SUMO conjugating enzyme activity. NCBI's taxonomy places the organism in Eukaryota, Apicomplexa, Aconoidasida, Piroplasmida, Theileriidae. The record is from RefSeq and is a predicted model, not a curated record. Bases 1 to 483 code for a protein of 160 amino acids. The transcript is spliced from 3 exons. Gene Ontology annotation, biological process: protein sumoylation. Gene Ontology annotation, cellular component: nucleus.
AUGUCGUCAAUCGCUAGGAAAAGACUCGCUCAGGAACGAGCGGACUGGAGACGUGACCAUCCAGUGGGAUUUUCCGCAAAGUAUGCACCUUUACCAAACGGUGAAGGCAUGGACAUAAUGAAAUGGAUAUGUAAGAUACCGGGAAAAAAGGGUAGUAUAUGGGAAGAGGGUGAGUAUCAGCUGACCAUGGAAUUCACAGAUGAUUACCCUAGCAAACCACCAAAGUGUAAAUUUAGCACUGUUUUGUUCCAUCCUAACAUCUAUCCAUCUGGAACAGUAUGCCUUUCAAUCCUAAAUGAAGACGAGGAAUGGAAACCUUCGAUAACAAUAAAACAAAUAUUAUUGGGAAUUCAGGACCUCUUGGAUAAUCCAAAUCCAUUGUCACCAGCCCAAGCCGACCCAUACCUAUUGUUUGUUAAUAACCGCGAAGAGUACAAUAACAGGGUGCGAAAACAAGCAGCUGAAUUGAGACCUCGAGACUAA